AUGAAUAUGGCCUCUUCAGACAUCGAGAAGCGGGGCUUGGUGGUCCUGAGGGCAGAACUCAUCCCUCGUUCAGUCAAGCAGGCCCGAUCACGACGGAUUCUCUUGUCUGUCUUGUGGCUCUUCGCUUCACUAUUCGUUACCGGGUUCGUUUUCUAUGCCCUGGGUAUAACAUCAUGUCAGAGAACCGAUGGCUCGACGAUUGCUCCCACAUCAAUCGGAAAAUAUGCCCAUGGAGUUGAAGGACUCGAGACUACCAAGCCAGCCACUCUCGACACUCUCAAAUCCCAGCCAGAAGAAAGGCAGAUUCAAGCAUCCGUCACAACUUCGUCUGCUGCUGCGGAGAAGACGGUCCUCAGAAACUUUGAGGUCGCGCCACCAGUGUUGAUGCCGUAUGGCCCGGCUGAUAGCGAUGGGACGACAGCAAUCCCGGCUGGAUAUACUCAGAAGGCGUGUACCGUGUUGUUGAUGCGUCGUGAUUUUGCUUUCAGCUAUGGAGACCCGUACAUCGGAGACUACACGCCGCCCAGCUGCAAGUUUAACCGGGUGGUGAUGAACUUUACCGUUGUUAGCGAGGGGAGACAGUACGAUCGCCUGGCGUUGAUGUACCUUGGUGAUACCGAAGUUUGGAGAACUUCAACCGCCGAACCGGUAGUCCCUCCCGGCAUCCGCUGGGAAUAUCUCAAGGACAUGACCGAGUACCUCUCCCUCUGGCAGCAAAAGCAAAAGAUCAUCUUCGACCUCGGCAACCUCGUCAACGACAAGUACACGGGCAUCUUCAACACCACCCUCACAGCGACCUUCUUUCACAGCGACGUCGCCACUAACGCCGCACCUCCCAGCGACCUCAUCAUCCCCGUCUCCGCCCGACAGUCCGCCAACAACGGUAUCAGCCAGUUCACUCUCCCCAAGGACAACGCCACCAACACCAUCUCCAACUUCCCGCGCAACGCCCGCCGCGCCGUCUUCUCCGUGUCCGCCAACGGCCAAGGCAACGAAGAGUUUUGGUGGUCCAACGUGCUCCAAAGCGACGCCGAUGCUUUCUCCGACACCGUCGGCGAGUUACCCGGCCUCUCGCCCUUCCGCGAGGUGCAAGUCCUGAUCGAUGGGCAACUAGCCGGCGUCUACUGGCCUUUUCCGGUGAUUUUCACAGGAGGCGUGGUCCCCUCUUUACAUCGCCCCAUCGCUGGCAUCGAGGCGUUUGACUUGAAAGAACACGAAAUCGACGUCACGCCGUGGCUGGCCGUUCUCACGGACGGGAAACCCCAUGAGUUUACGAUCCGGAUAGCUGGUAUCAACGACACCCAAUUCUCGUCUGCCUCCGGCCAGCAUCAAGCGGUACUGACAGACCACGUCAACGAAUCGUGGUACGUCACGGGCAAAAUCUUCAUCUGGACUGAUGGAGCUGGGAGUUCGCAUUCUCGCGGCAAUAACAGGAAACCACCGACCAUCAUCGACGGCCUCACUCCGCAAAUCACUCUCUCCUCUAUCCGUACCCCUUCGACCAAUUCGUCCAAUAGUACAGCCCCAGAAUCAAUAACCUACACCACAUCAGUUACCCGCUCCCUCCGCAUCCGCUCUCCCCUCGGCACCUGGACCCAAACUUUAUCUUACACCAACAAAGGCCUCGUCUCCGCUCAGGGAUAUAACCAGCUAAACGACAUGCUUAUUUCCGGGUCUGAGUCUUCUUCCUCUUUACCCUCCUCUUCCUCUGGCCCUGGCUCCUCUGCUGGUAGUGUAGACUACAAAACCACUUAUACGUAUCCCUUGCUAGCAAAUAGUUCCUACUCCGUCUCGCCCACGGGUAAUCUAAGUAUAUGGGGCCAUCUUGUUCAAGGCAAGACCGUCACACUAGCAGGAGCAUCCGUGUUUCCAGAUUAUGACACCGUUGCUUUUAAUGGGAAUGGUAAACGACCGAAGUAUAAGGAGUCGAGGUUGGAAACGAAAAAGGAGGGAGAGGCGUGGUAUGAGCAGACUGGUGAUGGGAAGAAUAGCACGGGGAGUGGGGACUCGAAGCAGGUUUUUAAGUUUGCGGGGGUUGAGGUGAGGAGUGGAAAAGGGGAGCAAUUGUAUUUUAGGGAUGUGGAAGCUAGAGGUGGGAAGGUGGUUAGAGAUGUUAAGAGGUUGGGUGGGAAGGGGGUUGUUACUGGGUUUGAGGUGGCAGUGGAAGGAGGAGGAGGAAGUGGUAAUGGGGGAGUGUUUGGUGAUGUACCAACGGUCGAUGUUGGUGAGGGAGUCAAGGGGGGUGGAGUGAAAAUGGGAGGAGCGAUGAGGAUGUUUCUGGGUAGGAAUAGGUUUUGA
This is a messenger RNA of Sordaria macrospora k-hell, 2298 nucleotides long. RefSeq lists its product as uncharacterized. The record is from RefSeq and is a predicted model, not a curated record. NCBI's taxonomy places the organism in Eukaryota, Fungi, Ascomycota, Sordariomycetes, Sordariales, Sordariaceae.